Messenger RNA from Camelina sativa (false flax), 1347 nucleotides. The record is from RefSeq and is a predicted model, not a curated record. NCBI's taxonomy places the organism in Eukaryota, Viridiplantae, Streptophyta, Magnoliopsida, Brassicales, Brassicaceae.
UGUGGAAGCAAUUAGUCUUCACAGGAGACUUUUUUAAUCAAGCUUUAAUGUUUUUCCACAUAUGUAAAAGAGACUAAGAGACGAUUCAAAGAUCAAUUCGUUUCACAAGAAAAAACAAUCAAAGAGAAACAUCAGGUGCAUUGUUGUCGCGAGAGGAUGAUGAUAACAAUAAUAUGGAGCUUUUGUUUACUCUUCUGCCUUUCUCACUCAACACUUGUUAUUGCUAAACACUUGUGUCUUCCAGACCAGAGGGAUGCUCUUUGGGAGUUCAAGAACGAGUUCUAUGUCCAAGAGUUCGAUCCCUCUAUUUCUGGUGAUAAGAAGACAGAGAAGUGGAGGAACAACACUGAUUGUUGUUCUUGGGAUGGUGUCUCUUGUGAUCCUAAGACGGGAGUGGUGGUAGAGUUGAAACUCGGGUACAGUUACCUCAAUGGCCCUUUGCGAUCUAAUAGUAGCCUGUUUAGACUACAACAUCUUCAACGCCUAGAUCUUAGCAGCAAUAAUCUCUUUGGUAUUCUACCAGAAUCUAUUGGCAACCUCAAACAAUUGAGGUCUUUGAGUCUUUUUCGUUGCAAUCUCUUUGGAAAGAUUCCUUCUUCACUCGGAAGUCUUUCUUAUCUCGCUUAUCUUUUACUUUCUUAUAAUGAUCUCACCAAUAAUGAAGGACCAGAUUCGAUGGGCAACGUAAACCAACUUACAGAUUUUCAACUAGUGCUACUCAACUUGACCUCGCUCAUCUGGAUCGACCUUGGUUCUAACCAGUUCAAAGACUUGACCUGAGCAGAAACGAUUUCAGCGGUUCACUUGAGAUUGGGAAUAUCUCUUCCAAAUCUAACCUUCAAACAUUAUACAUGGGAGAAAACAAUUUCAAAGGGCCAAUCCCAAGAUUUAUAUCGGAACUAGUUGGGCUCUCGGAUCUUAGCCUUUCUUUCUGGGACGCAGGAGAGGCCAUUGUUGAUUUCAGCAUCUUCUUGCAUCACAAGUCAUUUAAGUCACUUGAUCUUUCAGGGAUUCAUUUGAAUAUCAGUUCAACUCUCCAUCUUCCCUCACCAAUGAAAAUCUUGGUUUUAUCAUCCUGCAAUGUUUCUGAGUUUCCCAAGUUUCUAAUAAGCCAAACCAGUUUGUAUUAUUUAGACAUCUCUGUCAAUCAAAUUGAAGGCCAAAUACCAGAAUGGCUAUGGAGUCUGCCAGCUUUGAUGUAUGUAAACAUUGCUCAGAAUUCCUUUAGUGGAGAACUAACUAUGUUACCAAACUCUAUUAUCGAUACCUUUAUAGGCUCUGAUAAUCAGUUUUCGGGAGAGAUUCCUAGAUCAAUAUGCGAAUUCAAUCAUCUUAGUACACAACAAC